This is a messenger RNA of Striga asiatica, 1324 nucleotides long. Lineage: Eukaryota; Viridiplantae; Streptophyta; Magnoliopsida; Lamiales; Orobanchaceae. The record is from the annotation of a GenBank genome assembly.
UUUCAUUUCAUAUUAUAGUUGAGCUCAAGUGUAUGUUCUAAGGAUUGUACUAAAGAACAUGGAAGAAGACAAAUUUCUGCCCAACAAGCAGAUUGUACUAAAGAACUUCGUACAAGGCUGUCCAAAAGAGAGCCAUUUUGAUCUAACGAUAACAAACAUGAGCACGAACAUUCGUGAUUAUGGAUCAAAUGGCGUGUUGCUCAAGAAUCUCUACCUUUCGUGCGACCCUUAUUUGUGCCACCUCAUGCGUCCUGCUCGACUAUCUUCUUUCCUACAAGGUUCUUUUGUCCCAGGAUCUGUUGUGAGGGGAUAUGGUGUGGCAAAAGUCAUAAAGUCUGCUUAUGAGAAGCUGAGAGAGGGUGAUUAUGUGUGGGGGGUUACAGGGUGGGAGGAUUUUAGCUGGAAUUCGAAUCCCGAAAAGCUGCUGACUAAGAUCGAGACAACCGAUGUUCCGCUAUCUUACUACGCGGGUAUCCUUGGCAUAUCAGGUAUAGCUGCUUAUGUGGGGUGGUAUGAAAUAUGUGCCCCAAAGCAAGGUGAAAUUGUUUAUAUCUCGUCGGCUGCUUGUGGAGUCGGUCAUCUUGUGGGACAAUUUGCCAAAAUGUCGGGUUGUUAUGUGGUCGGAAGUUCAAGCACUAAUGAAAAGGUCGACUUGCUAAAGACGAAACUUGGGUUUGACGACGCUUUCAACUACAAAGAAGGAGACUUGCGGUCACAAUUAAACAAGUGUUUCCCUAGAGGCAUCGACAUUUACUUUGAGAAUGUGGGAGGUGAUAUGCUAGAUGAGGUAUUGGGAAGAAUGAACUUAAAUGGUCGAGUUGCGGUUUGUGGGAUGAUAUCUCAGUACAACCUCACCGAACCAAAGGGAAUCCAAAACCUAUUUAGCGUAAUCCAUAAGCGUUUGACAUUGCGGGGUUUCUCUGAACAAGACUAUAGAAGAAGUACGUACGCGGAGUAUGCCAAGUGGGCCAUCGAGAAGCUUCGGGAGAAUAAGUUGGUCUAUGUUGAGGAAGUAAUUCCAGGUUUGGAGAAUGCGGCUUCUGCUUUUGUUGGUAUAUAUUAUGGUCACAAUACUGGGAAGAGAGUGAUUGCUAUUGCUAGGGACUGAUUUGUGUUUCUUAAAAGUUUUUACUUUUUAGGGGAGAAUUAGUGUGCUUUUCACCAUCUCUAUGUGGAAAGUAUGUAUGUGAUGGAGGGUGUCUGCUUUAGAAUUCAUCAAACCUUAAGUUAAUUGGAAACUAGUUAUCAAACAAUUGUGCUGUAGAUCCAAAACAUCUUAGCCUGAAAAAAAAAUAUAAAAAUUAGGAUUAUAAAUUAGUAAUUC